UACACGCGACCAGCGUGGAAGUGUAUCGUUUCUGUACGUAGGAGUGUAAAGUAGCAGCAGAGUUACCAAAUCUGUUGAAUAGUGUUGUAUUUAUCGCUAGAACACACCAACAACGAUGGGUUAUGGGUCUGGGACUACACUCUAGUAUGAUUAUGUGUAUAGGAACAAGAACUAGUCUGCUAGACAAGGAAGACUGCGAAUAACCUCAUCUAACCAACAAGGCAAUCCAAAUGCAAGCCACUCGAGUAAAUAGGAGUCCGCAAACUACGUUCGCCCUUGAAUAGACGUCGUAGCGCGCGGAGGAAAUAUGCCGUUCUCCAGGAAACACUUCAAAAGGGUCCCAGUGCACGUAGUGGAAAACCACGACGAUGUCUUGCCAUUUAUUUACCGCUGUCUGGGCUCGAAGCAUCUUCCAUUCGAGGGAAACACGAUCGUGCACUUGGACUCUCAUCCCGACAUGCUCGUACCGAAAUCCAUGCCAGCGGACACGGUGUGGAACAAAAAUGAGCUGUUCGAUGAGAUCAGUAUCGAGAACUGGAUCUUACCGGCGGCUUACGCGGGUCACUUAAAGCACUUGAUCUGGGUGAAACCACCGUGGGCGAAUCAGAUGGCCGAUGGAGUGACGACCUUCCUCAUUGGUAAGCACAAGGAAAACGGUCAGAUAAGGCUCACGUGCACCGAGCCCUACUUCGUCAGCGAGGGACUGUACGCCAUGGCUGACGAGCUGGAUAACGCGCGAGAGGUCACCCUACACGUGAUGACUAUAGGCAAAUUCAUCGAGGAUCCAGGGACGAGGGACGAUUUCACGGCGAUCAGCUCCGCUCUACGUCAGUAUCUACCCGAGAGAGACACCCCCUACAUUCUGGACGUCGAUCUGGACUUCUUCAGCACUAGGAAUCCUUUCAAAACGAUCUACGAUCGCGUGAACCUCUAUGACAAACUGGCGUCCUUGUACGCUUUCAAGCGACCCGACUCGACGGAACCCAAGGCCCUAAAGGACGCGACCACUGCGAGGAACGAGCAACUCGCCGAGCUGGAAAACUUAUUCGGGUACUUGGAGGAGCACAGAAGUCUUCAGGGAUAUCAGGGCGAGAAGUCUGCCAGAUACGAGGCAGUGGAACUGAUUUUUCACGAAGUGACCAGGGUUUACAAGGAGUCGGAGAUCGACUGGAAGUUGGUACACGACGCAGGCUGUACCAGGGAUGACACGGAUCUACCAGACCACGUCACCACGAGAAAGGAUCUCGAUCGGUUGAUCGGUGGUACUUUCUGGUCCUUCCUGGCAGCCCUUCCUGCUACGCCAACCAUCGUCACCAUCGCAAGAUCCAGCGAGGACGAAUACUGUCCUCCCGAAGACGUCGACCAGAUUCAACUUGAGGUUCUGGAGGAAAUUCGUCAACGUCUGGGGGAUAUCGACGUACAGCUAUCGUAUGGGGAAGAGGAGAUAUUUUAAUUUAGGAAAAGUAAAUAGCUCGAUCGAAAUUAUUUCAUACGUAGGGUAGACUUCACUAGUUACUUUUCAGUUUUCCCUUUUUGGGGGCUUUUUUAGAAGCAAAACUCGUACAAUCAAGAAUUAGGUAAUUCAAAUGUUGCUAGAAGAUUGAGAAUAAUAAAAAUACAUGCUCAAGCCUGAUAAGAGGCAUAUCUUA
Messenger RNA from Hylaeus volcanicus, 1649 nucleotides. It is a transcript of the gene MESR6, whose product is annotated as UPF0489 protein C5orf22 homolog. The coding region runs from base 308 to 1453 and encodes 381 amino acids. Lineage: Eukaryota; Metazoa; Arthropoda; Insecta; Hymenoptera; Colletidae. The transcript is spliced from 2 exons. The record is from RefSeq and is a predicted model, not a curated record.